This is a messenger RNA of Puntigrus tetrazona (Sumatra barb), 2072 nucleotides long. Its product is annotated as tripartite motif-containing protein 16-like. Bases 277 to 1908 code for a protein of 543 amino acids. The record is from RefSeq and is a predicted model, not a curated record. Lineage: Eukaryota; Metazoa; Chordata; Actinopteri; Cypriniformes; Cyprinidae. Gene Ontology annotation, molecular function: zinc ion binding; protein binding. The transcript is spliced from 6 exons.
GCCGGACAACCCUGGUCUAUAUAUUGAUUUGUGAUGGGCUGCUGUCUCUGUAUGAUGGACCGGUCCUUGUUGGAAACAAAAAUGGUACCGGCCCAAAACUAAACGCAGCAGAAGCAGGAAUGAGGAAGUUGUUUUAAAGACUCACAGAUAAACCUGUUUUAGACACGUCACUCAAACACAGAACCAUGAAAACAGAAAUCACAUGACUUCAGGGAAAGGUAAACUGAAGUGUAGUUGAUCUGUUGUGUGUUUGUGUCUCUGUAUUCAAGCAGUAAAAUGGCAGAAGCCAGAUUUUCUCAGGAUGAGUUGAUGUGUCCAGUGUGUCUGGAUCUCCUGAAGGAUCCAGUGACUACUUCCUGUGGACACAGUUACUGUAAGAGCUGUAUUACAGGCUGCUGGGAUCAGGAGGAUCAGAAGAGAGUCUACAGCUGUCCUCAGUGCAGACAGACCUUCAGUACAAGACCUGCUUUAUCUAGAAACACCAUGCUGACUGAACUGGUGGAGAAACUGAAGAAGACCAAACUCUCUGCUGAUUGUGACGCUGGAGCUGGAGAUGGAGAUGUUCAGUGUGACGUCUGUCCUGGAAGAAAAUACAGAGCCGUCAAGUCCUGUCUGGUGUGUCUGGAGUCUUACUGUCAAACUCAUUUUGAGCGGCAUGAGGAGUUUCAUUCACGUAAACCACACAAAGUGACCGAAGCCACUGGACGACUGCAGGAGAUGAUCUGCCAGAAACAUGAGAAGAUCCUGGAGGUUUUCUGCCGCACUGAUCAGACAUGUAUAUGUGUGCUGUGUACAAUUAUUGAACAUAAAAACCAUGACAUUAUACCAGCUGCAGACCAGAGGACAGAGAAACAGAAGCAGCUGAAGGAGACUCAGAAGACGCUCCAGCAGAGAAUCCAGCGGAAAGAGAAAGAUCUGCAGCAGCUGAGAGAGGCUGUGGAGUCUCAUAAGCGCUCUGCUCAGACAGCAGUGGAGGACAGUGAGAAGAUCUUUACUGAGAUCAUCCGCUCCACUGAGAGAAGACGCUUUGAACUGAUACGACUGAUCAGAGAUCAGGAAAAGCAAGCAGUGAGUCGAGCUGAAGGACGACUGGAGCGACUGGAGCAGGAGAUCAAUGAUCUGAGGAGGAGAGACGCUGAGCUGGAGCAGCUUUCACACACACAGGAUCACAUCCAGUUCCUGCAGAGUUUCCAGUCUCUCUCAGCUCCUCCUGAAUCUACAGACGUAAAUGACAAUGUCUUCAUUUCUGUCAUCUCUUUGUUUGAACUGAGAGUAUCUGUUCAUCAGUUGAGACACAAACUGGAGGAUUUCUGCAAAGAGGAGCUGAAGAAGAUCUCAGACAGAGUUACAUUCAGCAACAUUGUUCCCAGAACCAGGAACGACUUCCUACGAUAUUCCCAUCAGCUUACUCUGGAUCUGAACACAGUGAAUAAACAUCUCCGUCUUUCUGAGAACAACAGAAAGAUUACUUACACCGACACAGAUCAGUCGUAUCCUGAUCAUCCAGACAGAUUUGAUUAUUUUCGUCAGGUGUUGUGUAUAGAAAGUGUGUGUGGAUGCUGUUACUGGGAGCUGGAGUGGAGUGGAGAUGUGUUUAUAUCAGUGUCAUAUAAGAACAUCAGCAGGAAGGGAGAGGGUGUUGAGUUUGGAUCUAAUGAUCAGUCCUGGAGUUUGGAGUGCUCUUCCUCUAGAUACAUAUUCAGACACGAUGACAAUGUGACUCGUCUCUCUGUGAAGCCCAUCAUCAGCAGCAGAAUAGGAGUGUUUGUGGAUCAGGUAGCAGGAACUCUGUCCUUCUACAGCGUCUCUGACACAAUGAGCCUCAUCCACACAGUCCAGACCACAUUCACUCAGACGCUCUAUCCUGGGUUUUUGGUUGGUUACGGAUCAUCAGUGAAACUGUGUUGAUGAAUCAGAGCAGACUGAACAGAGAUUCUACCCAUAAUGCUCAAUAAAUUUUUAAAGGUUUUGUUGUUGUGGUGAAGUUUUGUCCACACUUUUUUGACAACACUGUCAGACAUUCAAUAACAUGUAAAUAAAUCAGUGAAUAAAUAAAGGAUCUGCUUGCCACA